GCGGAUCGUUAGGAAAGAUUAGAUGAAUGUGAUCAUUUAAUGUUUGAGCCUUUUUUGGGCUUGCAAUCGCUGAUACAACCUUUAAGAUUAGAUGCUUCAGUCUAUCUCAUGAGACCUGUUAAUAUUAGAUGAUUUAAUCUCAUGAGACGUGUUGUGUGGUUGACGUGGCCCUCUUUGUUGUUUGUCUUUCUGUUGUGUUUUGUGCUGUUAGUUGUUUUUGGAUGCAUGCCUUGUCCUGUUGAGUUCCCACACCAUUGUACCAAGGCCAUAAUUAGUCCUGUGCAUUACUCUGCAUUGUAUUGAUCUUCAGCUCUAUCUGUGCUGCCUUAUCCGUUUUAAGGGAGAUCCUUUAUAUCCACCAUUUCUCUAGAAUAUACUUGUUAUAUAAAUAAUUGCUAUUCUCUGCUCAUCUGCUUAAUAUCUGUAUCCAUUAGUUGAUUUAAUUCGUGUGGAAUUGAUUCCCACACCACAGUCAAGACAGUCCUGCACAAUAUUGAGCAUAUUUUGGUGACAGACUUGUCAAUCCAGCACAGUAAUUGGGGCGACCACCAUGGCUGAAAGGGAGGAUUUUGACAAUGGCUGGGACUUCAUCAGUGACCUUGAGGUGAAGGCCGUGAGGGAGUUCAGUGAAUCCCUGGAGACCCAGAACAUCACAUCAGCCGUUCAAAGGAUCCAGACUUACUUCCGGGACCUGGACGAGGUGUUGCUGAACAUUGCGGUCACGGGGGAGUCCGGGUCUGGCAAAUCCUCAUUUGUGAAUGCCCUCCGGGGCUUGGGGGAUGAGGAGGAGAUGUCCGCUCCAACUGGAGUGGUGGAGACCACCACAGAGCCAACGGCCUACCCCCACCCCAAGUACCCGAACGUCAUCUUGUGGGACUUGCCAGGGGUUGGGACACAGAAUUUUAAGGCAGACACAUAUCUCGAGCAGGUUGAGUUUGACAGAUAUGACUUUUUCAUCAUCAUUGCAUCAGAGCGUUUUAGAAGCAGCAAUGUUGACCUGGCCACUCAAAUCCAGAAGAUGAAGAAGAAGUUCUACUUUGUGCGCUCGAAGAUUGACGUGGACGUUCAGGCCGAGAAAAGGAGGAAGAGCUUCGAUCAAAAGUUGGUUCUUGAUCGAAUAAGACAGGACUGCAUUCAGGGGCUGGUGAAGAAUGGUGUGGAUCAUCCUGCAGUCUUCCUCAUCUCCAGCUAUGAACUUGGCAACUAUGACAUCAAUGCCCUGCAGGACACUAUGGAGAAGGAGUUGCCUGACCACAAGCGUGACAUGCUUCUACUUGCUCUGCCUAACGUCACCAUGAAGAUCCACCAGAAGAAGAGAGAAGCUCUAGGGGCUAGAGUGUGGAAGAUGGCUUUGUUGUCUGCAGGCAUAGCAGCAGUUCCAAUCCCAGGCCUCUCUAUCUGUACCGAUGUGGCAAUACUGGUGACAGAAAUCAAGGAGUACUACCAGGCCUUCGGUUUGGAUGAGGAAUCCUUGGAGAACCUCUCCAGUCAGAUGGAGGUGCCGGUGGAGGAGUUUAGGGCUUGUCUCAAGUCUCCUCUGAGUAAGGAGAUCAGUGCUGAUGUGGUGGUGAAGAUGCUGACCAAGGCGGCAGGAGCGGGUAUGAUGGUAGCUGGGCACGUUUUCAACAUGUUGCCCCUGCUGGGCUCUUUGCCUGCCGGGGCUUUGUCUUUUGCCUCCACCAAACUCAUGCUGGAGAGCUGCCUCAAAGAGCUGGCUGCUGAUGCACAGAGUGUCCUGAUGAGGGCGCUGCAAACUGAAGUUUGAGUAACUACAAGUGGACUCACAGCAACGCACAGAUGUAGAGUGAUUUUAACUGUGGCUUCAUGCUCCUUUAUACAUGAUAUAAUGAGUUUAUGUAACAAUGUAUAGUCUAUUGUAUGCUUAUGUCACGUGUUUCUUGGUGUUUUAUGCCCCCAACGUUGUCUUCAAGGCAUGGGUUGGGGUUAGGAAAAGGGUUGGGGUUAGGGUUAGGGUAAGGUGUUUUAAAGUCGACGGUGGCAGCGCUGCCUGGAAGACGACGUUGGGGGCAUAAAACAGCAUCGAGCAGGUCACGUGGUCGCCAUUUUGAGCAUUUUCUGUGCGAAAACAAGGGUUUGGUGGUAGACAUGCUGCUGCGCUACAUUCACUUACAAUGUUUUUACAGUUUGUGAUGCUUUGACAACAAUGCUGAUGGCUUGGAUGAAAAACUUUGUGUCUUUAAUAUUAAUGUUCACAAUGAUGGAUAUCAAAACAUGGGCUAAUGAAGGAAAUCGGAUCCUGAGAUCAGUAUAACAGGAUAUAUUAAUAGGAUAGAGGGCUACAUCAUCACCUAUAUAAAAGGGUAGAGAACGAUUGGUGUGCUAUCUCAAAAUAUGGUACAGCAUCUCGCUAUAUUUUGGCAGUCCACUGUAUCUUUUGGGCACCAAAACUAGUAAUUAGUUCCGUUGCAGGUAAGUAAUUAGCUAUUAGUCUAAUUACUCACAGAAACUUUCAGAACUUCUGAACCUCCAAAGCAUCAUGAUCAUGCAGAAAAUACUGAAAAUGACGACCGUGUGCCUUGAGCAUAUAACAGUACUUUGGGAAACACUAGUAAACAGCUUUAUCACUCUUCAUAAGCAUUUAUAAGAGGUUUAUAACAGUGCUUUGUAUGUUGAAGCUUUACAGUACUUCCAAGUAAACAAUGAAAGUCAUACAAGCUCUGCCUUCAGUAUCGUAGAGGUUUCAGAAGUUCAGAAGUGUUAAUGUUUACACAGUAAUAGUGUUGGAAGGUUGUGCCAAUCAUGUCAAACUCCACCUGUGUUCAACUCUCAUCCAACCCAGGUGAAGAGGUGGGUCUAUUAGAUUGUUCACUGUGGGAAUGUCAAGUACUCAGGGGUGGGGUGAUUAAAAACAUGUGAUUUGUC
Molecule: messenger RNA, 2883 nt
Organism: Alosa sapidissima (American shad)
Lineage: Eukaryota; Metazoa; Chordata; Actinopteri; Clupeiformes; Clupeidae
Product: interferon-inducible GTPase 5-like
Exons: 4
Coding region: 551-1765 (404 amino acids)
Cellular component (GO): membrane
Molecular function (GO): GTP binding
Source: RefSeq, a predicted model, not a curated record